Messenger RNA from Episyrphus balteatus (marmalade hoverfly), 1345 nucleotides. It is a transcript of the gene AP-2sigma, whose product is annotated as AP-2 complex subunit sigma. NCBI's taxonomy places the organism in Eukaryota, Metazoa, Arthropoda, Insecta, Diptera, Syrphidae. Gene Ontology annotation, biological process: intracellular protein transport; clathrin-dependent endocytosis. Bases 556 to 984 code for a protein of 142 amino acids. The transcript is spliced from 4 exons. Gene Ontology annotation, cellular component: intracellular membrane-bounded organelle; membrane coat; AP-2 adaptor complex. Gene Ontology annotation, molecular function: clathrin-cargo adaptor activity. The record is from RefSeq and is a predicted model, not a curated record.
AACAUUUCACACAUUGAAGCUCGUUCUUAUCACAAGAAAAAGUAGGAAUAAUAAAUAUUUAUGGGAAAAGCAUAUAAUGGCACGUCUUUCUUGAUACUGAGCCUGAGAGAAAAAUGAAUUGGACUUUUGAACUGAUAAAUAUUUGACAACAUGCAAGAUAUGUGUCACCAGAAGCCAAUCAUUUAUAACGAUGGAAAUUUUAAGCUGGACGGACAGUUACAUAUAUAAAAUUAUUCCUAAUCAAGGAAGAGUAUGUAUUUAUGUUGGUCAGUUUUGCUCAUCACCAUCGAUACAUUAAAGUUUACAAAUCAUUUUAAUCUGAACACUAAUAAAUUCAACAAAACUCACCACACCCAUCCCUCUGAACGCACUCUCUCCAUCCACCCAUCUAUACCCCUAGUAAAAUGAAAAAAAAAAAAACUUGAUGAUGACAAUUUGACAGUUUUUGAUGUACACUAUUUUGUAAUUUGAGAAAUUUUGGAAAAGUCGGCUGCUGAUUAGCAAUUUUCAACACACAAAAAGAUCAAUUUCUCAACAUAAAAAACAUUAAAUAAAAUGAUUCGUUUUAUUUUAAUCCAAAAUCGAGCUGGAAAAACCCGCCUUGCAAAAUGGUACAUGAAUUUCGAUGAUGACGAAAAACAAAAAUUAAUUGAAGAAGUCCAUGCAGUGGUCACAGUUCGAGAUGCAAAACAUACCAAUUUCGUUGAGUUCCGCAAUUUCAAAAUCGUUUACCGGAGGUACGCAGGUCUCUACUUCUGUAUAUGCGUUGAUGUCAACGACAACAAUCUCUGCUACCUAGAAGCAAUACACAAUUUUGUGGAAGUAUUGAACGAAUACUUCCACAAUGUAUGCGAGUUGGAUUUAGUUUUUAAUUUCUACAAAGUCUACACCGUGGUAGAUGAGAUGUUCUUGGCCGGCGAAAUAAGAGAGACAUCGCAAACGAAAGUUCUCAAGCAAUUACUCACACUGAAUUCCCUAGAAUAAAUAAUCACAAAAACAAUAUAAUACAUAAAAACAAAAAUAUAAAAAUAAAAAACAAAAAACUAUUCCCCUUUCCUAAUGAAAUUGUUAUAAAAGAAAAAAAUCCUUAAAGUUUGGAGAUAUUAUAGUUUUUAGCCUAAAAUUUAUUCAUUCUUCAUUGGCUUAGUUUGAUCCAAAUGUUAAAUCUUAUUUUUAUUAUUAUUCAAAAAAAAGCUGAACGUUAUUUGCGGACAAUUUAAAGAAAAAACAAAUAAUUUUAAAAUUUAGCGCAAAAGAAAGUUGAUUGUCAGUCAUUUAUAAUUAUUAUAAAAAUUUAUACUUUAAACAAGAACGAAACAAAAACAAAAAAAAAAACAACAAAUAA